AUGUGGGCUGGCGGCGGCCUCGCUGCCCCCCUCGCGCCCCUGCGAAGACGGGGGGUGAAGGAGGAGGAAGGAGGAGAGGAGGCGGAGGAAACUGCAACGCCAGGAGGAGGAGGAGGAGGAAGCGGCGGCGGAGGCGACCGACGAGAAGGGAGCCUGGCGGAGGCGGAGCCGGCGCUCGAGCCCGGCCGGCCUGCACUCCGCGCAGCACGGCCGCCGCCGCCGCCGCUAUCGGCAGCAGCAGCAGCAGCACCACCAGCACCAGCCUCUCCCGGUGAGUAAACAUGGCCUGGCCCCCCCCUCCUCCCGUGUACGCUUCGCAAGGGGACUCGAGGCCUCGGUGGAGAUUGGGCAGCCAGGCCCGGAGUUGCGAGGGGAGCUGCGGCCUCCGCGGAGCAGUGGCCUGGCGCGGCCCCGCCGGCUCGCCCUGCCCAGCCCCGCGCUCGCCUUUUGUUCCGGCUGGCGCUCGGGCUGGCGCGGCCGGGGCCUGGAGAGAGAGAGGGACGGCGAGAGAGGGUGCGCCGCGGCCUGCAGUGGGGCCGGGAGGUGGGGAGGCAGCAGCGUGGGAGCCUCGCGCAGGGCACCCUCCUCCUCCUCCCCGCGCUCCCACCUCCGCCUCGGCCGGGUGUUGUCAUAUGGAAACCUCCUAGGAAAUGCCCGAAGAACGGGCGGCGUUUGCUCCAGGGCCGCAAGGAGCGUGGGCAUCCUGUGCCAUUCCCCUAUUCUAAACAACGAGCAGCUCUGUACCCGGAUCACUUGCCUUUCUGUACUUCAGCUAAGAGACCCUGGUCGUAAACUUUUUUUUUAACAGCGUUACGCCCCUAAGCGGUGUUUUGUUUGUUUGUUUAGUCUUUGCAAACCAGGAUCCUAAAUUCCUCCCCCUCCACGCACACUGCCCAGCUUCAGACGUUUUUUGGCUUUCUCCCGUGUAGUUUUUUGACUUUCCUUUCAGCUGCAGAGAGUAACAACAAGCUGGGAGAAAGGGGGGGGGGGGGGAGAGACUGAGAUUGACAGUGGGAAGACCCUAAGAGCUCUCCUUUUUAUAACCUGUGAGACCCAUACCCUUUUCUUCUGUCAUCAGAAACAGUGAAGUUUGCAGAGAAUUGUUUCUGUUUUGAGGUAGGCCUCUGAGUUUCGCAACCAAACUGAGUGCAGUGAUUUUCUCUCUCUCGUGUAGCCACUCAUUAAAAGAGCACAUCACUGCAUCCUCCACCUCCAUCUUGAAAAGUGUCUCUGGCUUUUUGAGUACUAGACAGUAGCUGUCAUAAGGGUCCCAAAGUGUAAAAGAUUAAAAGCAGUUACGAACUUCAGUUUGUAUAGGAGUAUGCAAGCUUUCCAGUUUCACAGAGCUGUUUGGGCAGUAGUAAAAAUAUUAUUAUUAUUUAAGCAUUUUUGAAAACAACGGCAACGUACUUUGUAUUUCAACUUUUGCUAAACUUAUUUUAUCAUAUGGUUUGCUUUCCUGUCAGUUGUAGUAAUAUAUAUCAUGCAUCAAGGUGCACAGAAUGACAAAGUUCUGAUAAAGGAGAAACGGACCAUUAACCAAAAUGGGACAAAUUCAGCUGAAGUCAAGGACACUUGCUUCCAAGUCAGGUGUUUAGGAUUGGUACCUUUGAUUCCAGAUAGAGUACUAGCCAAUCAAGAUUAAUCUCUGUAUUCUGAAAAAUUAUUACUAUAAUCUCACCAUGUUGACACAAGUAAAAUAUGAAUCCAACUUGAAUUUCAAUAAAAUAAUGACUUUUAUUUGAAAAUGUGAUCUUAUUGAAUUGAGAUCUUAUGUAAAGUAACCACCGUGAGAUCUUGGGAUGAAAGGUGGCAUAUAAAUCUAAUAAAUAAAAUAAAUAAUAAAAAUUGUAAAAAAGAAAAUAAAAGAGGAGAGUUCUGUAUUACCGAAUAGUCCUUAGUUGGUCUACAAUUUAAACAAAGGUCAGUGAUAGUUUUGUUCUUCACCCUACCUCUCCUUUCUCAGCACAAUGGCCUAAUUUAUCAGUAGGGUGGAGUAAAUCUGUUUAAGAUUCUGUGCUUUUACUAUGUGCUUUGAAGGAGUUUUGGGAUAUGGAUCUCCUGACACAGACUCUGAUUAUUCUGAGCUUUGAUCCCUUUAGCAGAGAAGCAGCCUACAAAGAACUCUUCGUACAUAAAAUCUGAUUUUGUUCUUGGUGCUGUAGCAGCAUAAGCCCAGACCAAUGCUAAUAAAGCAGCAUUCUAUCCUGUUUCUACAGUGAGAACAGCAGAUGGGGAGGAAGCCUUUGUUGCAAGAUGACCUGUCUGUUUGCCUUCCUUGUGCUGUUUAAAUUGAGGUGCAUAUGUAAUAUAGCACUGGAGCGAAGAGCUGUACAGCCUAAAACUGAACAUUAAUCACAUAAAUAAAGGCUCAAUAAAUGGUGGAGCAAUUUCACACAUGGGGAAGGUAUCACGUACGUGAGUGUUCACGAGAUUUCCCUACCCACUUAUUUAAAAUGCUAUGUUAAAUGCUUCUGCUUCUGUGGUACAGUGUUGAGGGCUCAGUCUCUUUAUACAAAAGAAACAAGCAAACCUCAAAACAAACCAAGGGAAUUUGUCACUUGCAACCAGUGGUAGCAUGGGUGCCAAUGAUGUUUGCACAAGCGCACAGUCUAUAGGACACUCCAGGAAGUAAUGAAUGAGUAAAUCUGAGAGAAAUUACAUUUUUUCUGGUGAUUAAAUAUAGCAGUUUUGUUAUUUUGCAAAAAAUGUGUAUCUAGUGUAUGAUUAUUGCAUAAAGUUGCAAUUAUAUUAAACAUUCUGGAGCUUCUCUAUAUACAGCUCUACUGAUUUAAAGAGAACCUUUAUUCCACUACAUAUAUUUACAGUGGUAUCUCGGGUUACAUACGCUUCAGGUUACAUACACUUCAGGUUACAGACUCCGCUAACCCAGAAAUAUUACCUCAGGUUAAGAACUUUGCUUCAGGAUGAGAACAGAAAUUGUGCUCCGGCUGCGUGGCAGCAGCAGGAGGCCCCAUUAGCUAAAGUGGUGCUUCAGGUUAAGAACAGUUUCAGGUUAACCUGAGGUACCACUGUACAAACAUUGCAUUCCCUUCCUCCCUCAGAGUUACUGCAUAUAGUAAAAAAGGAAUGUUAUCCUAUAUGUAAUUUCUCAUGCUCUGUCAUGGUCUAGUCUGCCAUAUGAAUUGCUUUUUCUUUAUAUAAUCAACCUUCAUAAUUUUCUUCCCUAAAUUUUCCUGUUGAAUCUUGCAGUUCAAUAACAUAGGACACUUGUUGACUUCUUCCAAUUGCAAAUAUAGAGAUAGAAAGCACACAACAUAUUGGCAAACCUAAUCAAACUUCAAAGAGUAAAGGUACUCAGAUAUACCAAAUAGCUUUUUUUUGGAAAAGCUAAAGUUUUAUGCUUUUGUAGCUUAAGAUAAUUGGAAGGAUCUGAUUGCAUAUAUAUUGAUUACAAAGUCCAUAUUAGGGCAAUAGUUUUUGAAGCUCACCCAAAUGCCAUAAAUUUGUGUGCAAGCUUUUGAUUUCUGGAGAACUAUUCAUCAAGCUAGAUGUUAAAACUGCAAGGGGUGAAGGGGAUAGGAGGGGCUGCUGGUGUUAGUUAAGCUAUCCAUGUCUACAUCUGGCAAGUUUUAAGGCGGAGCAUGAGAGGAAUUAGCAGACAUUCAAAUGAUUUGCAUUCAGGUUUCAUGUUGCACUGUGGCCGCCUGAGAAGAAAAUGCAUGCAUAAUGACCAAGACACAAUCUCUGCAAAUAUAACAACCAGCUGUAAUUCAGUUCUGCUUCCAUUCUUUGGUGAAACAUACAGGUUCUUUUGGUUAUGGGGAUGAUGAAUAAGGAGAAACGAGGUAAUUUUUAUAUAAACAGAGGGAGAUAUUAAUUUUAGGUGUGCUAGAUAAUAAAAGUACAUAGAAUCCAAAUUGGUUAUUUUUAUCCAUCAUGCACCUUCAGAUAAUAAAGUCCCAGCUUUUGUGAUUAGGAAAUCCUGCUUUUGUAAAGUUAAAUUAGGUAUUUCUCAAGUUUAUUGAGUUAGUAUGCUUUGAUUGUGUUCUCGAAGCUACCAGCAUGAGUUUGACUAAACUGCGGGAGGCAGUGGAAGACAGGAGUGCCUGGCGUGCUCUGGUCCAUGGGGUCACGAAGAGUCGGACAUGACUAAACAACAACAAAUGCUUUGAUUAUAUUCUUUCAGUUAAAUAUGAGACUGCCUAUUGGUAAAUUUGGACUUAGGAAUUCUAUCUUCCCCAUUUCCAUUCAGGAAACCAGAAAAUUCAGGAUUCAUUGUACAGUGGACCCUCCGGGUGCGAACUUAAUUCGUUCCAGGGGUCCAUCCGCAACCUGAAAAGUCCGUAUCCGGAGGUGCCGCUUCUGCACACAUGCACAGCACGAUAGAGUGCUUCUGUUUAUGCACACGCUGCGAAACCCAGAAGUAUACACUUCCAGGUUUGCCACAUUCACAACCCAAAGUUUACGUAUUCGGAGGGAUACUUAAGUAGAGGUACAACUGUAUAGUAUUAAAAUUUUUGAGUCUGAUCAUAUGUAUGCCUUACUGACUAGUCAGACUUAUCAGUUACGUGAGCACAGGAUUGCCUCUUUGGUUGUAAUCUGUAAAAGUGUGGCAUAACAGAACAGUUAUGUGCACACUAACCUGCGAGUAAUGUACAUUGAAUACAGUGGGACUUAAAUCUGAGGAUGUAUGCUACUUAAUUGCACUCUAAAGAAGUAUGUUGUGUAAGCAAAACUUUUGUCAGAACACAGAAAUUAAAUAACCAGCAUUGUAUGGCUUUUGAUGGCACUUCAGGAAAAUUCUGUGUCUGGAGGAAGCGUUCGUAGAUGGAUUUGGUUUGUUCUCUACACACUUCAAUUGAAGUACAUAAUGCAUAACAUGUGUAAUUGCAUCAAGUUGUAAAGAUACAUGACGUUAACCACAUUUUUCUUUAAUGUAAGUGACUUCAGGUGACAAGUUAUGUGUGCCUCUUUUUAACAAAGUAUAAUGAUGCUAUCAGAAGAAGUCUCAUUGAGAUCUUGCAAUGGAAUAUUCAUUAACUGUGUUUAAAUAAGGCAGCAAUGUCAUUGACAAAAUGUAUGCCUCUGAUCUUCCAACAGGUAAAUGUUAUGAUGUUGGGCAUGUUUUAUUUCUUUCAAGUAUUAAGAGGAACAUUCUACUUAAAACAUUUCAUGGAUAAAAAGUUGUAUGAUAACAGAUACAGGCUAUUUUAAGCCUAUAGAGCCCUGUUCAGCAAAUACAUUACACAGUGGCCAUACUUUUGAAUUGAGCAAGCAUAGGAGAGCCAGCCCACCAACAGUAGAUACACCUGCUGAUUUGCUCCUGCAUAAACUGUGACAUAAGCAAAAAUUCUUUAAUUCCUCUUUCUCUAGUGAACAGUAAAAGUGGCUUUGGUAGAGCUUCUGUUACUUUUAAUGAGAGGUCAUCAAAGAAUCCUUUGCCAUAAUGUUAGAAGGAGCAGCUGAGGUGCACUAUGAGGGGAGAUUUCUAUCAAAAUCAUAGCUACCCUGGUAAAAUGAAGCUAAUAAGUCCUGUGACAGAGGGCCAGUUCGUACAUGUAUGUAUAUUCUUGAUUCUUCAUUGUAUAAUCACUUAAUAGGUAAAGGUAAAAGGUAAAGGACCCCUGGACAGUUAAGUCCAGUCAAAGGUGACUAUGGGGUUGCAGCGCUCAUCUGGCUUUCAGGCCAAGGGAGCCGGUGUUUGUCCACAGACAGCUUUCCAGGUCAUGUGGCCAGCAUGACUAAACCACUUCUGGUACAACAGAACACUGUGACGGAAGCCAGAGCACACGGAAAUAUUGUUUACCUUCCCGCCGCAGCGGUACCUAUUUAUCUGCUUGCACUGGCGUCUCUACCAAAUUCUGAGGUGACAUGAAAGUUCUAUCUCUGGUGCUUGAUAUAUGAUGGCACAUUAGUCACCAGAUGCUGAAUUAUCUGGUAAUUAACAUACAUGUGUGAACUGGCCUGCCUAAGCUUUGAGGGGAAAAAAUCAAAGUAUGCUAUACUUUUGUUGCUUUGAUUUUCCAAUCAGUAGAAGCUGUAAGAAUCAAGAAAUAGCAGGAAAUAUUCCUCUCUAAAUUUGUGCUUUUACAUUUCUGUUGCUCUAAUGGGUUAGAGAAUUCAAAAAAUAAUAUAUAGGUAUUAUUGCUGCAGAAAUCAUUGAAUUUUUAUUUUUUUGCCUCAUAAAAUGCAAAUGUGUUUACAUUUACUGGGAGAAAAAGCAUUUCGCUUAAUCCCAGUGUUCUGGAAAAUUUAUAGCAAGUUUUUAAAUAUUCCAUUUUGUCAAGGUGCCUGAGUCUGCAGCUCUAGGCUUUCUUAGACUCAUCUCAAUCCAGUGUUAGGCCCAGUUUUGGGACCAAGACAGCUUUGGUCUCCUUGGUGAUUUAUACUGGGAACUGUACAGGAUAAAUGCAUUUUGUUAGUUCCGUUGGACAUUUUGGCAUGCCAUCAAGCAUAGUAUUCUGAGCUGGAUAUCUGGGAUGGGUCUUGGUGGCAUGGUGUUACAGUGGUUCCACCAGUCCUUCCUGGAGCACCAGUUUAAGAAAGUCGUGGGAGAUCUGUUUGAUGCUACAGCCUAUGGUGCCCUUUCGAGUUUUAGCUUGUUCCCAUGCUAUUUAACAUCUGGGACAGAUGAGCAGAAGUUUGGUGUCAUCCAAUAUGCGGAUGGCACAACCAACUGUGUUCUCCCUUCCCUCUCUGUUUAGGUCUUGAAUUGUUACCUGGAGGCAGCAAUGGAUUGAAUAAGGGCAAAUGUAUUGAAUCUUAAUCCAGGCAGAGAUGCUUAUGGUCAGUCAUAUUGAUCCAGGAAUUGGGAUUCAACUGUGGUUGGCACACCUAUUGAAAACUCAGGUCAUGGCUUGGGAGUUCUUAUGGACACCCUGGAUGCUAAGUUCUCAUCUGUGGCCAGAAGUGCCUUUGCCCAGCUGAGAUGAUGCAUCAAUGUCUGUUGCUGUGGAAUUCAGAUCUGGCCAUGGUAACCCAUUCCAUAAUUGCAUCACAUCUGAAUUACUGCAAUGCACUCUCCAUAGGACUUUCUUUGAAGAGUUCUCAGAAACAACUAGUACAGAAUGCAGUAGCUUGGUCAUCAAUAUAGGCUGCAAAGAGGGUGUUCCUAACUCCUUUCCUGAAACAGCUGUAGCUAGCUUCCUAUCAUGCUGGGCAUAUCAUCUCGCUGAUGAUAAUUUUUAAAGCUACAGCGUUUGAAACUCACCUGGUUCAUUUUGCACCUGGCUAUCAGCCACUUGUAAAGAUGCCUGGGCACCUGGAUGACAUCGCCACCAUCUGGAGGUGCAUGCCUGGGGAUCCUUGGAUCUUGACUGUUUUCACACAUCCUGUAGAAUUCUAUCUGUAUCUGUACAAUCAGAAUUAAUUUCGGGAACUAAAAAGUCAUACUGCAAAAUAUGAUUUUCGAGUCAUCUGGCCCAAAAAUGGCAACAAGGCAUUCCAUUUUGGCAAUUGUAACUCAGGUUUAAGGAGCCAUUUGGCGGCUAGCUUAUAUAUCAGAGUUUCUAACACUGAGAUGUUUUAAAUAAAACUAAUUUGCCUCCCCAAAUAGUUAAUUAAUUGAUUCAACAUCAGAAUUCAGCCCCAGGUCCCAGGCACUCCAUUUAUCAAAAGACCUCCUUCAACAUUCCCACUCAUGCAAAUAGGUAGCAUUUUGUUGUUGUUGUUUAGUUGUUUAGUCUUCGUGACCCCAUGGACCAGAGCAUGCCAGGCACUCCUGUCUUCCACUGCCUCCCGCAGUUUGGUCAAACUCAUGCUGGUAGCUUCGAGAACACUAUCCAGCCAUCUCGUCCUCUGUCAUCCCCUUCUCCUUGUGCCCUCCAUCUUUCCCAACAUCAGGGUCUUUUCCAGGGAGUCUUCUCUUCUCAUGAGGUGGCCAAAGUAUUGGCGCCUCAGCUUCACGAUCUGUCCUUCCAGUGAGCACUCAGGGCUGAUUUCCUUCAGAAUGGAGAGGUUUGAUCUUCUUGCAGUCCAUGGGACUCUCAAGAGUCUCCUCCAACACCAUAAUUCAAAAGCAUCAAUUUUUCAGUGAUCAGCCUUCUUUAUGGUCCAGCUCUCACUUCCCUACAUCACUACUGGGAAAACUAUAGCUUUAACUAUACGGACCUUUGUUGGCAAGGUGAUGUCUCUGCUUUUUAAGAUGCUGUCUAGGUUUGUCAUUGCUUUUCUCCCAAGAAGCAGGCGUCUUUUAAUUUUGUGACUGCUGUCACCACCUGCAGUGAUCAUGGAGCCCAAGAAAGUAAAAUCUCUCACUGCCUCCAUUUCUUCCCCUUCUCAGUGAAACAUCUCCAGAUCAACAUACGCAGGACAAAGCUGUGUAUUUAUUACAGCACAUUUACUAAAUGUGGUGCACUUGUUUCUUUGCACACAUUUGCCUCCCCUUUUGUGCUCAUCAUUGUGGCAGCUAGAGGAGUAGAAGUGUGACAUUUGGUAGUAGACUUCGUUGUCCGUAUUGAAUUGACCACAUGAUCCCACCAUUUAACAGCCACAAGUUCAGUUAGGAACAUGUCAGUAGCAAUCUUCCCCAACCUGAUUCCCUCCACUCCCAUCAGUUUCAUUACCAUAUGGCUGUUCUAGCUAGGACAGAGGAAUUGUAGUCCAAAACAUUGGUAGGGCACCAAGCUGGUCAAGGCUGGUCAAUUUCUCAAUUUAUUGAGAAAGUACAUAUGAAAUAGCCUCCCUUUUUAGAACUAAAACCUUCCUUUAUAUCUACUUGAGAUUUCUUUACACAUGCUAUUUAUCCAUUAAUAUACUUCAUUAUUUUGUUCCAGUCAAGCUUAUUGUAUAUUGUAGAGUAGAUAGCUAUGAAAUGUGCUCAGUGGUGCUUACUCCUUAUCAAGUGCUUAGAAUGAUAGCUAUAGGUAAAUGAAGGUCAGAAAACUAUAAGAAAUGACCUCACAAUUGGGAGCAUUAGUGUAGUGUAUUCCCAGUGACUCAUCUCAAGCAGAAGGUGUUUUCCCCCCUACAUCCACCACAGUCCCACAUACAGACAGCCUUAAGGUUAUACAGGUAUUAAAUAUUCAGAACAGGGGAUUUAUAGUAAAUACGUCUGAUUAAGAUGGUUGAAGAGACAAAGUUUGAUGCUGCAAAUUGAUUUGGUAUAGGAUCCAAUUAUACAGCAUCCCAAUGAAAUUGAUUGUGCAUGCAGAGUCACAGGGAAUUUUUGGCUUGUGUUAGUUGGCUGUAGAAUGAAAUCUUUUGGCCAAAUCUGCCAUCUAUCUCAGCUGUAAUGUCACUCUUACAGAUCUUUGCAAGCAUUUAUAGUAGCAAAACUUCUCUCAGACAUUACAAAAUCAAAAGGGAAUUUCUUUUUUAAUAUCUGCUAGCUGAAGACAGCAAAAUAUAAAAAUGUGACAUUGAAACCUUUGUCUGUUCUCAUUUGGAGGGUGAUUAACUAUUCAUGCAAUUGUGCUGACAUCGUGUUCUCAUCUCUUGCAUUGUUCUCCCCCUUUUUAAAAAAAGACAAAAAGUUGCAAGAUUUUAUUUAUAUAGAUCUCACACACUGUCAGCUUCUUCCGUGCUGCAUAACUCAGGAGCUUAAGAGUAGCAUGCGCUUUACUCUGGAGAAAUUUGCUUUGCAAGGAUCUGUAUUUGGUAUGAUUCAAAACUUGCUUAAGAGUUACUAUUUAGAGUUGGAGCAAUGGACCAGGCAGUUGCUAACAUGCACUUCUUUAUUUAUGUUAACUAUUCUGUAGGACUUUGGGUUCAGCCCUUGAUAGCAUGAGCAUAAAUGUGCUAUUUUCAUAUUUAUUUAUUUUACAAAUUUAUAAACUGCUUCAAAGCUAUGUACAGCAAGAUAAAAAUAAUUACACAAAUAUAAAUUAUUAAAACCUUAUUGACAAACUCUGACUAUAAUAAAACCGUUCCUACAGCUAUACAGUUAAUAUUUCAUAAAUGACUGGGUCAUGCCAUAGGGAAAGCCUUCUUAAAAACAUAUUCAGUAGGCAUCUAAACAUCACAAUGCCGGAUGCCUGUUUAAUUUCAGAUGGUAAUUGUUUGCAGACGGCUGCAGCUGCAGCAUUAAAUUCCCGUUUCUAAUACAAACUAAGCUCAUGUCUGGGGCAUGUGAAAAUCUCAUUUGUGCCCCAUCUGAAGAGCACAGUUUCCAGCCAGGGAUGUAUGGGUUGAGGCAUUCUCUUAGGUAACUUGGUCCCAAAUAUGUAAUUAUUUAUAAAGUAGACAGAUUUAAUGUAGGAUUAUAAGCAUGUUUAUUCCACUGAGUUCAGUAGGACUUAGUCCUGAAUAAUUGGAAAUGACUACUUUCCCUAUGUGAACCUACUUGGACCCUAAGAUCAACAUCAAAGUCCUUUUCUCUGAGCUUCCUCUGAGAGCUGUUUGGAGUUUGGCAAUAAGAGAAUGGGCCUUCUCUCUGGUAGCCCCGCAGUUGUGGCAUGCCCUUUCCAGGGAGUUUCCUGGUACUGAAGGAUGCCUGCAUUGGAAGGGGUUGGACUAGAUGACUUGUGAUCCCUUCCAGUUCUACAUUUUUAUGAUUGUAUACUGAUUUAUUGCACUACUUCCAGUAAGCUACCCAGUCCGAUUCAGUGUUUUAACAUUGGUCUAUAAAGCCCAAAACAACCUGGGACCUAUAUAUUUGACAGAAUACUUUUUUUCCUGAUAUCUGACAGACACCCAAGCUAAGAUCUGUUGGAAGGUCACUUUCAUGGUCCUGACACAAGAUAGGGUGUUCUCAUUGGCAGUACCUCCUUUGUAUUGAAUCCCCUCUUUAAGGUAGCUGUGUUUAGAUGACAGGUAAAAUGUAUUCUUCCAGGCCUUUGGAACUUGAUGCUCCUUGGAGUUGAAGCUUGGUGUUGCUGUCUUUAUAAUGGAAGUUUGAUUUUGUUUUGUUUUAUAUAACCCUUCAUAUCAUAUAUAAGUUCUUAUCUGGAAAAGCAAAGGGCUUAAAAAGGUGAAAGAAGUAAAUCCAAAUAAAUAGAUAGAAUACAGUCAUGCCUUGCGAGUCAAAGGUUUUGCCUCCCGAACGCAGCAACCUGGAAGUGAGUGUUCCAGUUUGUAAAUGUUCUUUGGAACCCGAACAUCAUGACAGGGCUUCUGCGGCUUCCGAUCGGCUGCAGAAGCUUCCUGCAGCCAAUCAGAAGCCGCACUUUGGUUUCCGAACGUUUUGGAAAUCAAACGGACUUCUGGAUUAGAUUCUGUUCAACUUCCGAGGUACGACUGUACAAAUAAAUUAUGAAUUCUCAGUUAUCUACACUAAAGAUUUUGAGGAGCAAUUUUGAAUCCUACUUUGGGGGCAUGUCCAGAUUAGCAACAUUUGUUAGGAUGUGUGCUUGGAACAGUUACUGCAGUUUGCAUCUCAUACAGUGAGUUUCCUAUAGGACUGUACAUCAGCAAACAAGUGUAUCAUGGCAGAGGUGCUUGCCUCUUCCAACAGUGUUUCCUCAGUUUUGACAAUAGGCUUCACACUGCCAAGCAACACAAUCACUUUCAGCAAUAGUUGUAAACAUAUUCAUGACUAAAACUGUUUAUGUAUGAGGAAAUAACUUCAGAUAGUCGACUCACAAAAUAUAACUAUUAGUAAUAUUAAGUUAUAUCAACAGAAGCAAUAAUUCAUUUUUUAUAGAUAUACAGUGGUACCUUGGGUUAAGUACUUAAUUCAUUCCAGAGGUCCGUUCUUAACCUGAAACUGUUCUUAACCUGAAGAACCACUUUAGCUAAUGGGACCUCCUGCUGCUGCCGCGCCGCCGGAGCAUGAUUUCUGUUCUCAUCCUGAAGCAAAGUUCUUAACCUGAGGUACUAUUUCUGGAUUAACGGAGUCUGUAACCUGAAGCGUAUGUAACCUGAAGCAUAUGUAACCCGAGGUACCACUGUAUACUAUAUGGAAAUUGAUGCAAAUAUACACAAAUAUAUUCACUAUUGUUUGAGGGUGUCAGUGGAGUCUGUUUCCUUGCUGCAUAUGUAUCUGACACAGGAUUUUUAAUUUCCACAUCCGAAGCAUGUCAGACCAGGAACAUUAUUUGAUAUAAUUGAUUGGGAAAUAAUAUUUAUAAGCCCAUUUUUAUAAACAGUUCAGAAAUAUUUGCAAAUUAGUGGCAGUGUAGUAUAAGAGCAAUUUUUAUGUUAUGGUACAUCAUUUUGAUUUUAAAUGUAUUCACUUCGCAUAUAUUGUAGUUGUAAUAUGAUUGAUAAUACCAGUGUUAUGACUUAGUUUACAUGUUGCUAAGCACUAAUUAUUACAUAAGCAUCACUUAUAACAGUUGGGUUAUCUUGAUGUUGUAAUGUUGUAAGGAUAGGAAUCUUCUGUACUGUUCUUCAGAUUCUACUUUGCAGACCUUGGAAGGAAACUGCUGUAGUGGUAACAAUGUGAACAUCACAUUGUAGCUAUUUAACAUAGAUUUAACAUAUUUAACAUAACAACUUCUUUUUUGAUUCAUCAAAAGUAUUCUGUGCCUUUAAAAGCUUCCUGAACAGGGAAUUCCCCAUUAUAUGUAAGCCAGAUACACCAGCUGAACUUUUACAGAAUUUGCUACAACUUGAUAAAAUGUAUUACCAAUUCUAGAUUAUUGCCCCUGAGUUUCUUAUUCUUUGUGGGUUUUAUAUUGAUGCCAUUGAAAUUGUGUUCUCUAAACACCAGUGUGCCCUUGAAAAUAAUUUCUCAAAAAGUAAAUUGCAUACCUUACGAGAACCAUUUAAUGAUUGCAAAAAAGAUGUGUCAUUGUUUACAUAUGACGUGCACAACAGACCACUUCAUCUGAUACUGUCCCACUAGCAGUUUGAAAGUGGGUUAGAAGCCUCUAGUUAAAACACAAAUAACAGGCUUUGAUGCCAGGUAGGAAAUUUUGUAGCACCCAUGCAUAUCACUUUUUCUGAUCUGAAAUCAUGGAAGAUUUCCAUAUAUUUGUUCCCAAUGUGUGAACCUACAGAAUACCCAGUAGUAUCAUAUCUAUUGAAAAUGGCUCAAAAUAGUAUUUAAAAGUAGAAAAUGUGUUGGUAUCAAAAAAUGAGAAAAGUUUUAAAAGCAACUGGGUAUUUUGUAAUGUCAGAAUGUGGAAAGCUGGCAACAGUGUACGGCGGUGGUAGAACAUGGAACUUACAAUUCAUGUUUAGUAUCUUUUUUUUAAAAGAAGAGGAUACUAUAUAAAAAUGAAGAUGUACCUUUUAACAAGUUGUCUAUUUACCUUUACCCUUAUAUUUUGUUAAGCUGGUAAAACUUGACUUUCCACCAUUUGCUGGAAUUUGCUCUGUUUUGGCAUUUACCUUUUAAAACCUGACACUCUGUCAAAGACUAUUAAGUUAAAGUAGGACUUUUCCAUAAUUAGGUGAAGAAAGCAUGGUGCUUUACUGGUACAAGUGUCCUUACUGCUUCUGUAUACGUUUCAAAACUAUAACCCGAAUUAGAUGUUACAGACAAGGUCAAAUGCAAAUUUGGACAUAUACCGUACCUGAGGCUGCGGGGAAGCAAUGUGGGAAAGCUUUAGAGCAUGAACCUGGUGGGCUUUUGGAGCCUGUAUUUUUGAGACACUGGACUUACAUUUGGCUUUUUAAGAAGGCGCUGUAUACCUUAAGAGCUUCUACAACCUUCACUCUAGCACGAGAAUAAAUAUAUUCUGCUGUCAUUCUGUGUACAAGCUGUUCGACUCUUUAAUGAUACAAAAAUGUUUCAUACAUGAGAGGCUUUGUUGUGUUUCUGUCACACUUGUGCCAAUUUGCAAAAGUGAAUAUUGCAGCAGGUUUUAUAAAAGGUUGUAAGAGUUAUUAGCUGUGCUGACAGCACUUUUGUUGAUAGGCAGAUUUUCUAAUUCAACCUUCAUGUUUCUGAAGUUUGAUGUGUCUGAAUGUAUCAGUAUGUUAAAUAAGGCAUGGAGAUGUUUGAAGGCGGAACGGGAAGUUUUCAGAUCUUAAGAGAAGAGAUGGAAAAGCAUUGAUCCCCCUCCCUCAAUAUUUUACAGUCACUUCUGAUUUCUUCCUUCUUAACGUCUCAUGAUUUAAUUACUUUUAAAAUAAAGUAUUUAGGAUAUAAAUUGUAUGUUAUUUGUAAAUCACAAUAGGGCAAUCCAGAUCAAGCCUUUAUUUUUCCUUUGAGUUCAGGGAAAUCCAGAAAAUGGCUAAAGAGUAUCCAACUUUACAGGGCAUCAGAUAAUUUCUGUUCUAAAAGUAAAACAAAAAGAUUUAACUCAGAUAAUGGAAGAGUAGGAAAAAGCACUAUGGUAGUUAUUCCACUUCUGCAGAAGGCCUGAAUGACUUGCAACCUGUGCACCCCCCAUUUGCAGGAGAGGAGGUUGCAUGCAAAAGGAAGAGGAACUGAGAAUAUGCUGGCCGAUAACUGGUUUUCAACAUCAUGAUAUAUCACCAGCUAAAUAUCACAAUAUCUUGAUAUAUUACGAUACAUAUCUGCUGUUGUGGGAGGCCUCGUGGUGACAGAGGUGACAGAGAGUCUCGCCCUUUCCAUUCCAUGAUGGCGGAGGGUGUGCAAAGGGUCCCACUGUAUCUCCCCGUAGCAGCACCAUGCUUCCCUGCAGCAGCAGAGGGCCUUGACGGAGCUCCCUGUGGCAGUGGAGGGCUUUAAAAUUUAAGGAAGUAGUAGAUUUAAUAAAAAAUAUUAAAUAAACUUCCAUCUGCUUUCCCACUCAGAGAUCUACCGUAUUUUUCCAUGUAUAAGUCUAGGUUUGUUCCCUAAAAAUAAUGUCAAAAAUUAGGGGGCAUCUUAUACAUGGAUACAUCUUCCCCCAUUUUCUUAAAUCUGAGCCCCCCCCCGUCUUAUACAUAGGGGUGUCUUAUAGACAGAAAAAUACAGUAAGUGAAAUCUAUGCAUGCAUAAGCCCCUCUGAGUUCAACUAAACUUCUACUUUCCUGGGAGUAAGCCUCAUUGAAUUCAGGAGGGCUUGCUUGUGAGUAGACAUGCAUUUGCUUGCGCUGCGUACCAAAAAACACUUUCCCCAUCAUUCUCACAUAGUACCCAACCUCCCAUUUCAGCAUAAAUCUUCCCUCCACUCCCCCCCACACCGAAGGCCCCCCCUCAAAGCCCUCAUUCUACCAAUCUCUCCCUUUUUAUCAAAGAGAGGGCAAGCAAGUAAAAAGAUAGUUUCCUUUAUAGAAAAAAAACCCUUUUGGAUAGAGAGGAAAGCUGUUUAGGGGGAACCAACAACAUAAACACCACCAUAAAAUAAAAUAAACUCUUCCCCCUCUUUUUUUCAUUGGUGGGGAAAGAAAGAAUUGCUUUUCCAUUCUUUGUUUACUGUCUAGCCGUGGGGGGUAAGGGGUUUUCCUCUGCAUAAUUAACUGAGUUUGAAAGCACGUCAAAGUGCAAGUAGAUAAAUAGGUACCACUUUGGCGGGAAGGUAAACGGCGUUUCCGUGCACUGCUCUGGUUCACCAGAAGCGGCUUAGUCAUGCUGGCCACAUGACCCGGAAGCUGUACGCCGGCUCCCUCAGCCAAUAAAGCGAAAUGAGUGCUGCAACCCCAGAGUCGGUCACGACUGGACCUAAUGGUCAGGGAUCCCUUUACCUUUUUAAGUGGAAAGAUACCGGUGAAGCAUAUUGCCUUGUUGAAACACUUUAUCACGAUGUUAUCUCAAUACAGGUAUUCAACGAUAUGGUGAUGUAUUGGGCAGCCCUAUUUACAUAUAGGCAAAAUGAUUGUGACAGUAGUUCUUGGCUUGGAGAAGAAAUUUGUUAAUGACCUACAAAUAAGGUUUCUGGGUAUGAACACUGAUACAUCUGCAAUGACCUGCUACAAUGAUGGGAGUCCCAGAUUAGCUCUACUGAUGUGCCAGCCUUGCUGCUUCUUUGCCAUUCUCCAUAGGAAAGCUAGAGUGUUAAGUCUCUGCUUCAUAAUUCUUUAUUCAGCAACCAAUUGUGUUUUGACAUUACAUGACAUUACAUUUAAAUUCACAGACCACUGACAAAUCACAUUAAUGACUGUUAAUCUGCCUCAAGAGGCUGAUCCACCAUAGACAUGAGAACUUACGUGUAUAUUAUACAGCAUUUUCAAUAUUAAAACAGAGAUAAAGCAUAACACAAAAAGUUCUAAAAAGCCUGAGCCAAAUACAAAGGGCUGACUCAUUGCUGCUGUAAUAUUGAACCAUGGUUUAGCAUUACAUCUGAACUGGGUGUACUUGCUUUUAAUGAAGUCUGAUAAUGAUACAAAGCAUAAAAUUUAGGACUGCUGCUAAAACUUCCUUGAAAUUUGUAAUUGUUGCAAAUUUCCUCAGAAUUAUUGUAGAGAAGAUAAACAGGAAGCAAUGAUGAAUUUCACUGUAGGGAAUUAUUCCAAUUGAUCAGUAUUACUUAAUAAUUAGAGAGUUGUUUUCAGUUGAACUCUGUUAUCUUCUAGGCAUAUUUUUAUUUGUUUACCUGUAGAAGGUCAGUGGGACCUGAACAUUCUCAAGGUUAAAUACAAAGUCAGUGGCUGACUGUUGAAAGGCCAGAGACAAAGCCAAUUAAAAUAAGUGAGAGUCUUCUCAGUGAAAUCAGUAGCUUUAGGUCAGAGCUGUAAUUGAUUAAAUGACGUUUAUCUUUGCGCAAUCUGGUACUUUGCAGCAUACACAAGGUUAUUCUGCCGCACACUAAUUGUGAGAUGUCCUAAUCCAGAAUACUUGCUCUUCAAUCCUUUCAGAGCCAUUAAGGAAGUAAGAUAAGUGUUGUGUAAUUAUUCCAUAUGAAGUGGUUUGCGGAUCACACUGUAAGUGCUGUAGAAAUCAAUUUAGUCAUAGUUUCUGAAUCUUUUACAUUAAAUAAAUUGGCUGCCUGGAGAUAAAGACUAAUAUUCCAAAACAGCAGUAGAUCUCCCCCCCCCAAAAAAAUAUUUAAAUCUCAAAUACAGUGUAAGAUGUAGAAGAUUUGACAAGACAAUUUGGAGUCUGAUACACUUUUUCAGCUCCUAUGAUUGCUCCACAAGUACUGGAAAUUUACUUAGGCUGCAAUCGAAAGCACAUUAGUGAGUAUUCCCUCUUUUACUUUCUUCUGAAUAAAGUUUCCUAGGGUUUCACUGAUAGUAUGUUACAGUAAGAAAUGUUUGUGUGUCAUAUUUUAUUUAGAAUUUAAUGUUUCUAAUUUCAAAUGCUUUAAAGCAAAAUAGCUAUAAUAAACAGUAAAAGCUACUUUAUCAGUACAACUAAAAAAUAAAAUAAAAGCUAUACUGAAAAUAUGUAAGAAUAAAAUGUUAGUUUGAAGGACUAUUAAUGCAAAGGCUAAAUUAACCACAGUGUUGGUGUGAUUUUGUAAAGGUUCAACAAAAACUGAAGGUUAUUAGAAAUGACAAAUUAAAAUGAAAUGUUUAGAUACAAAGUUUUCUUUUAUAAAGGGCAUUGGUUUUACCUUUCUAGAAUAUCAGAUGUGCAGUCUUUCCAUUAAUAAAAACUUGCUCAGUGGGAAGCUCUUAUUGUGUACUUUCCAGAAUAGUGUUAUUAGAUACUGUCAAAUGGGUAUCUAAGCAAUAAAUGUGUUAAUCUCGUAUCAAAGGUUGUUGUGUAGAGUUCUAGUCUUGCUGGAAAAUCUGGAAGCUGAACAGUAAAGCUGUAUGCAAAAAUGCUGUCCUAAGUGUAUAGUUAAGAUAUUUCAGACAAAAAUACAUAAGAAUAAAUCCUAGAAUGUUGUCUAUUCAUCAUGCAUAAUCCUUCCUUUAAUGACUCUGAAAAAUUAAUACCUACUCUUAGUGGAACAGUUAAGAAAAUUGAGCUAUGUUCAAAAACUAUGUGUUUACAGCUACCUUACCCCUUUUCCUUGGAAGCUUUAUAAGAAGCUGCUGCAGGAAAGGGAUUGUGAGAAACAUCAUGGGAGGAGUGUUUCUUGGACUAAGGUGAAACUGGUGUGCAUAAUGUGCAUUUUUAGCUCAUACAGACUUUAUUUUGGGCUUCUUUCUAGACUUUCGGAGCUGAGUUCAUGCUGAAUUCACAUAACAGUUACCAAUAUCAGAGGCACAGGUAGCAAAUCAUAAUAUUUGCAGGAAGGAGAUUCCUAGCACAAGGUGAAUCAUACUGCACUAAAUGUGGGCUGGCCAAUUGCCAGUAAAAUAGUAACUCAUGAUGGGAGAUAAUAUUCUUCCUGUUCUGCAGUUGAAUAACUUCUAUUGAGUUCUUAAGGAGAAAGUAAGAGAUUGCAAUUAGUGAAUUCACAAAAGGCAGGAGUAGAAGCCAGGUUUUCCUUAUAUCAGUGCUGCCAUUGAUUAUAUAGAAGUGUACAGCUAAUGUUGACUCAGUGUUAAAAGAGGAAAGAAAGUUCUUUACCUACUCUGUAAACCUGCAAUGCCUAGAGGAGUCAUCGGUAAUGUGUCAUUGUAUAUUGCAUGAUCAGUUCAUGGAAACCUGAUAUCUCCAUUUUCUUCUUUCUUUACUCACCCCUUGGGGAAAGUAUUUAUAAAACUGGACAUUCUCAGAGUAUGCACCUUCUGCAGAAAAGGAGAGUCAUGAAAGAUACUCAGUUUCUUUGAUAAUGUGAACAGAAGGGGUCUGUUGUAAUUUUAAUCCAAAACUUAAGCCUCAAAAGACUGAUCAAACAACAAAUCAAAGAUGAAUACAAUAAAAAAUAUAUAAUAUAGUUUGCAAAUAAAAAUGGCAUAUAAUAGUAUGUUGAUAUUUCUUGAUGUUCCUUUAAGCUUAUACUUUGGUUAUGUAGAUCUCUUUACCAUUGUUGUAGUGUAAAUAAUGUGUCUUUCCAAAUACAUAAAAUAAUCUUUCUUUCUCCUCUUCCCCACAGGAAAUGGGACUUCGAAGUUAAAUGAGACUGGAUAA
Molecule: messenger RNA, 18649 nt
Organism: Podarcis lilfordi (Lilford's wall lizard)
Lineage: Eukaryota; Metazoa; Chordata; Lepidosauria; Squamata; Lacertidae
Source: the annotation of a GenBank genome assembly